AUGAGCGCCGACUCGUUCGAAACUGUGAAUCCGACUCCAGAACCUUUAGCAAUGGGCGUGGGCUUAUCCGACCCUUCCAUGGCGCAUGGGCGUCGCCAGAUGCUGGACAUGGUAAACCGUUUGCACAACACUGGCGUUCAAGUCGACAUUGACCUCCCUCAAAUCGCUGUGAUCGGCAACCAAAGCGCAGGGAAAUCUUCGCUCAUCGAGUCGAUUUCUGGUAUUACGCUGCCUCGCGCAGCCGGAACUUGUACUCGCUGCCCCACCGAGUGCCGCCUCUCUCGCUCUACCUCUCCAUGGAAAUGCAUUGUAGAGCUGCGAUACAUCACCGACAAAAAUGGACAACCUCUCGGCCAGGCUCGUACUGAGCGCUUUGGUGAUCCAGUCGCAGACAAGUCCGAGGUUGAGGACCGCAUUCGUCGUGCCCAACGCGCUAUCCUUAAUCCUAGUACUUCUUCCAAGUCUUUCUUGGGCGACGACAAUGAGGAUGACAUGAAUGAACUUUCAUUCUCCAACAACUAUAUCUCGCUUCAGAUUAGUGGUCCCGAGAUGGCGGAUCUGUCUUUCGUCGACUUGCCUGGGCUCAUCGCGAGUGUUGGCCGGGAUGGCAACGAGCGUGACAUCGAAAUGGUCAAAGCUUUGGUGACCUCUUAUAUUUCGAAACCCAGCUGCGUAGUCCUUUUGACGGUCGCAUGUGAAACCGAUUUCGAAAAUCAAGGUGCUCAUCAUCUCGCAAAGCAGUAUGACCCCGAAGGCAAGCGUACUGUCGGCGUCCUUACGAAACCGGACCGUAUUCCCAACGGCGAAGAAGAAAACUGGCUUCCCCUGAUUCGCAACGAACUCGAAGCAUUGGAGCACCACUGGUUUUGCGUCAAGCAGCCAAGCUCGCAGGAGCUAAAACAGGGCAUUACCUGGGCAGAGGCGCGGGCCGCGGAGAAUGAUUUCUUUUCGCUUAAAGCCCCUUGGUGUGAUUUGUCGGCAUUGCACCAGAAGUACCUUCGCACGACCAAUCUCAUCGACAAGCUCAGCUUGAUUCUCUCGGAUUUGAUUUCAAAACGUCUUCCCGAAAUCCAAAUCGAGUUGGAGCGAUCCGUUCAAAAGACCCAGAGUGCCUUGCAAAAACUGCCGAAACAGCCCUCGAGCGAUGCCGUUGGCGAGGUUGCUGGGAUGCUCGCGGUCUUUGUUGAGGAGCUGAACCGCAUUGUCGAAGGGGUCCCCAAGGCUGACGGAUUAAUUCAGAGUAUUCGACCGGCACAACAAGAGUUUAGGCACUCGAUAUUUAAUACCGCACCUGACUUUUCACCUUUGGAGAGCACGGACAACAUCACUCCACGAGAGUCGCUCUACGGCGAUCAGGAAGACGCAAUCAGCAUUGGGCCGACUACAACGUUUGGAAGAACGAUCUAUGUUGAUGAAGUUCACAAGUGUGCCGAAGAUGCUCGCGCUAGAGAACUGCCUGGAAAUUCCCCAUUCUCAGUCCAACUGUCGUUCAUUCAAGAGUUUACUACUCGUUGGGAAGAUCCGGCCCAGACUUUGUGUGUUGCUGUCCAUGCCACACUCUCCGAACAUCUGAAGGCUCUGGUCACGAAGCAUUUCUUGGGUUAUGGACAAGGAGGAUUGGAGCAACGCAUGAAGUCUGCUUUCCAUCCUCUCGGCAACGGACAUUGGUUGACCACUGAUAGGAUUCUUGUACAAGAACGGCUCCAACGAUGCACAGCAGCGACCCAAGCUUUAAUCAGCAAACUGGUCGCGUUGGAAGAGCCCGGUCCCCUUACCCUGAACAACCACUACUUGUCUGAUUACAAGGAGAAAUAUCUGACUCGUUAUCGUGCUGCUCGCGAAAAGAAGACCAACAGUGAAUUUACGUCUACAAUCCAGAAUCACCGACGCAAAUCAUCAUACGCCAGCGAAAUAACCGAAAUUCUUAGUCACCUCGCCACCAUGGGUCUCCGCGAUGUCAAGGCUGCUGACCUCACUAAGCUCUUGCCGACCGAUGAGAUGGAGCCGGCACUUCAUAUAAUGGCUGACGUUCGCGCAUACUUCCAAGUUGCCUACAAACGGGUCACUGACAUCGUCCCACUGGCUAUUGACCACGAACUUGUUCGCGGCGUAGCGCGUGGCCUUCUUCCGAUUCUCUACAACGGGCUUGGGAUUGGCGGGGCUGACGGUGUUCGAAUCUGUCGGGAGUUCGCGCAAGAAGGCUCAGAUGUUGCUGCCAUGAGGGAAGAGUUACUCAAUAAGAUGGAGCGUCUUCAAGUAGCACGACAGGAACUUGUCCAGGUCGAAAUUUGA
This is a messenger RNA of Mycena indigotica, 2292 nucleotides long. RefSeq lists its product as uncharacterized. The transcript is spliced from 9 exons. Gene Ontology annotation, cellular component: membrane; cytoplasm; microtubule. The record is from RefSeq and is a predicted model, not a curated record. NCBI's taxonomy places the organism in Eukaryota, Fungi, Basidiomycota, Agaricomycetes, Agaricales, Mycenaceae. Gene Ontology annotation, molecular function: microtubule binding; GTP binding; GTPase activity. The coding region runs from base 1 to 2292 and encodes 763 amino acids.